GUCGGUUCUCGGCCCUCAGUUGUUGGUCAACAUGGGGAAAGUGCUGAAGGUUUCGGCGAUCACUGUGGGAGUUUUAGCGGUGUUGGGGUGGAUUGCAGUUGGCAUCACCUGGGGCGUCCUGUCUUCCCAAGGCCCUGAACCUCCAGAGCUAAAGCCCCUGGACUGGUGGGAGCACUGUGUGCUAUAUCAGAUCUACCCGAGGUCCUUUAAAGACAGCGAUGGAGAUGGCAUUGGUGAUUUACAGGGUAUCAUUAGUGAACUAGACCAUUUCCCCGAUGCUGGUAUCGACGCCAUCUGGAUGUCGCCGAUCUUCGAAUCCCCCAUGAUCGACUUCGGGUACGACAUCAGCAACUUCUACGAGAUCCAUCAUGAGUACGGGACCAUACAGGACUUUAGAGAACUUUUGCAGAAGGCACAUAGUUUGGGCAUCAAAGUCCUGCUAGACUUCGUGCCGAACCACGCUAGCACCUACUCGGAUUACUUCAUCGAGUCCGAGGCUGGUAACCCCGAGUUCGCAGACUACUUUGUCUGGGCUGACGGUUACCCUGAUCCUGACAAUGAAAGCAAUAUCCUGCCUCCUUCCAACUGGGUCAGUCAAUUUGGUGGCUCCGCCUGGGAGUGGAGCAGCACCCGCCAGCAGUUCUACCUCCACCAGUUCGCGGUGGAACAGGCGGACUUCAACUUCCGACACCAGCCCGUCAAGGACGAGAUGAUCAACAUCAUGCGGUUCUGGCUCGAUGAGGGUGCUGAUGGCUUUAGAGUUGAUGCCCUCCCCUACAUGAUCGAAGCAAAUCCAGCAGACCAUGAUGGUAGAUACCCCGAUGAUCCCCUCAGCGGGCUUAUGCAGUUUGAGUCCCACCAGCUCGGGUACACCAUCCCUCUCUACACCAAGGACCUGAUAGAGCUGUACGAUAUUGUGUAUGAGUGGAGAGAGUUCGCUGAUCAGUAUCUGGCUGAGCAUGGAGGUGAUACUCGCGUCCUCUUCUCCGAAGGCUACGCGAACAUCAGCAUGACGAUGCUGUACUAUGGCAAAGAAAAUGGAGAGAUUGGAGCCCAUUUCCCCUUUAACUUCGACUUCAUCACGGACGUAUCCUCCGAGUCCAGUGCGAGGGACUUCGUGUACGUCAUCUUGAAGUGGUUGUCGUACAUGCCGUUUGGAGCUGUGCCGAAUUGGGUGUUCGGCAACCACGACAACAACCGCAUGCCGACUCGCUUCAACGAGACCAUGGUCGACGGUCUGAAUGCCCUCAAUAUGCUGCUGCCAGGAGUAGCAGUCACGUAUCAGGGGGAGGAGAUUGGAAUGAGGGACGGAUACGUGUCCUGGGAGGAUACUGUGGAUGUGGAGGCGUGUAAUAGGGGAGAUGAGGACACUUAUCAUCUGUAUUCUAGGGACCCAGCUCGAACCCCAUACCAUUGGGACAACACCACCAGCGCAGGGUUCUCCACUAGCGGGGACACCUGGCUUCCAGUAGCUGAUGACUACAUGGAGAUUAACCUGGCCAAGCAGAAAGAGGACGCUAGAAGCCACUAUAAGGUGUACCAAAAACUGACAGCCCUUCGCAAGCACACAACACUCUCCCACGGGGAAUACGACAUCAGGGCAUUUUCUGACAAUUCCUUCUACUUAGUCAGAAGCCUACGCACUUAUGACACCUUGGUACUGCUCUUCAAUGUGGCACAGACGGCUGAUACAGUGGACCUGUCCAGGGUACCGCAUCUGACGCUGCCGGCGACAGUAUAUGUGGCCAGUAUUCAUUCUACGAGAGAUGCUGGAGACAUAAUAGACAGCGAACAAUUGACACUUCAACCAGGAGAAGCUUUGGUUCUACAAGCCGCUCCUAUAUAA
Cydia amplana is the source of this 1846-nucleotide messenger RNA. Its product is annotated as maltase A1-like. The transcript is spliced from 11 exons. Gene Ontology annotation, biological process: carbohydrate metabolic process. The record is from RefSeq and is a predicted model, not a curated record. Bases 32 to 1846 code for a protein of 604 amino acids. Lineage: Eukaryota; Metazoa; Arthropoda; Insecta; Lepidoptera; Tortricidae.